Molecule: messenger RNA, 5436 nt
Organism: Penicillium angulare
Lineage: Eukaryota; Fungi; Ascomycota; Eurotiomycetes; Eurotiales; Aspergillaceae
Product: bifunctional urea carboxylase/allophanate hydrolase
Exons: 3
Coding region: 1-5436 (1811 amino acids)
Cellular component (GO): mitochondrion
Molecular function (GO): methylcrotonoyl-CoA carboxylase activity; ATP binding; metal ion binding
Source: RefSeq, a predicted model, not a curated record
AUGACUUCAAAAACCUUCACUGGGAAAUUGAACGAGGAAGCGCCUCUGACCAUUUCAGAAUGGCGUGAACUACAAAAUACAGUUUCUGAGCCAAUACAUAUUUUGUCACUACUUAAGCGAGCACAACCGAACAUAUCAAAUGCGUGGAUCUCGUUGGCCACGCCGGAACAAGUCAUUACUCAAUGGGAAGAUAUCACAGCAUUUCGAGCCCAAGGACAAGAUCUUUCACUAUUCGGUGUACCAUUUGCUGCAAAGGAUAACAUUGAUGCUUCUGGGUUCUGUACAACGGCCGCAUGCCCAUCCUUUGGCACCGAGCCUGUCGCUACCGACUCAACAGUUGUACAAAGGUUGAAAUCACAAGGAGCAAUUAUGGUUGGCAAAACGAACCUUGACCAGUUCGCCACGGGACUUGUCGGUACGCGUUCCCCGUAUGGGGCCGUUGCCAACUCCUUCGAUCCAAGUCGGGUCAGUGGCGGUAGCAGCUCGGGGAGUAGCGUCGUCGUUGCUCAAGGCCUGGUCCCUUUCUCUCUUGGCACGGACACAGCAGGCUCAGGUCGUGUGCCGGCAGGUUUCAAUAAUCUGGUUGGGCUUAAACCCACGCGUGGGGCUUUGAGUACACAUGGCGUUGUACCAGCAUGUCGCUCACUUGAUUGUGUUUCUAUCUUCGCCCUGACUCUGGAAGAUGCCCAACUGGUCCUGAAACUGUCCGAGGGCUACGAUGUUCAAGAUGCAUACUCGAGAGAUCGUACAAGCUGUGCGACUGACAAAUCUCCUCGAGGAGUCCUGCCCUCUCAACCCAGAUUAGCUAUAUGUUCCAACCCUGAAUGGUUCGGCCAGGCCGAGCAGGCUGCUGCAUACCAAGUGGCAUUAGCCAAAGCCCAAAUGCUGGGGUGGACGCUCGAGCCUGUUGAAUUCACACCCCUCUUUUGUCUUGCCAGCCUCCUUUAUGAGGGCCCAUGGGUUGCCGAGCGAUAUGCUGCUAUCGACGAAUUUAUCCGCUCCGUGCCCGUUGAGGCUAUGGACCCAGUCGUUCGGAGUAUCGUCAUGAAAGCUGAGAAGUUUUCUGCAAUUGACCUUUUUACGUCCGAAUACCGUCGUAAGGAUCUAUCCCGUGAGAUCGAGGGAAUCUUCGGGCAAUAUGACGCGCUUCUAGUGCCCACUGCCCCCACGUUUCCUUUGAUGCAAGAUCUCAAAGAUGAGCCUGUCAAGGCAAACAGCCAACUUGGUACAUAUACCAACUUCGUGAAUUUCAUGGACUGGUCUGCUUUGGCAAUUCCUGCUGGUUGGAGAGAAGACGGUCUUCCUUUCGGUAUCACACUGAUUGGAGAAGCGUGGGAAGAGCCGCGAUUGUUGGCGCUUGCUCGCCGUUGGAUGGCCGAUGCGCCACGCUUGCUGGGAGCGACGGGCAUGAAACAUCAAGAAGUCUGCUUUGAGAGUACUGCAACCUUUGGUUCUAUGCAAUUGGCGGUGGUUGGUGCCCAUCUUUCUGGCUUUCCUCUGAAUAAGGAUUUGGUCUCGCGGGGCGCAACCUUGGUCACCGUUACAACCACAUCGCCGUGUUAUCAGCUAUUUGCACUACAGAAGACGAAUUCAAGUACAGCAUCCAAACCCGGUCUCAGAAGGGUUACUGAUUGUGGAGAGUCCAUUGAAGUAGAGGUCUGGAACAUGCCAGCCAACAAGAUGGGUAGCUUUCUCGGUACUGUUGCAGCCCCCUUGGGCAUCGGAUCGAUCGAGCUGAAAGACGGCCAAUGGGUUCACGGGUUCAUCUGCGAGCCAAUUGGUCUCGAGAAUGCAGAGGAUGUCACUAGUUUUGGUGGAUGGCGAGGGUACACUCAGUCGCUCCCCAGUUCCACUAAUGAAUCAUCCCGGGCUGCAUCUGCUACACCUGCUACACCUGCAACCAGCAUCGGUGAGAAGCGGAUCAAUACUGUUCUGGUGGCAAACCGUGGUGAGAUUGCACUGCGUAUCAUUCGAACUCUUCGCGCGAUGGGAAUUCUGUCUGUUGCUAUAUACUCAAGUGUCGAUGCACGGGCGCCGCACGUCACCCAAGCCAAUGUUGCACUUCCCCUGGUCGGGGACACAGUAUCUGACACCUAUUUGAACAGCAAGCAAAUCCUUGACUUGGCCUUCAAAGCAAAUGCUGAUGCUGUCAUUCCUGGAUAUGGCUUCCUUUCAGAGAAUGCUGAUUUUGCUGCCGCCGUUGAGGAUGCAGGUCUUGUAUGGGUUGGACCAACUCCACAGCAGAUGAGUGAUUUGGGCUUGAAACACCGUGCUCGUAAAAUUGCUCUUACAGCCGGGAUUCCUGUUGUUCCUGGAAGCAAGGGUCUGGUCACCAGCCUUGAAGAUGCCCUGGCAGAAGCAGACAAAAUCGGUUAUCCAGUGAUGGUCAAAAGCACUGCUGGUGGAGGUGGAAUUGGCCUUCAGAGAUGUGCCGAUAUUGAUGCACUCUGGGGGGCGUUUGACGGUGUCCGUCGAUUGGGACAGGCCAAUUUUGGAGAUGAUGGGGUUUUCAUCGAGCACUUCAUUGAUCGGGCACGGCACAUUGAGGUCCAAGUACUUGGUGAUGGGGCUGGCCGAGUCAUUUGUGCUGGUGAGCGUGAUUGUUCGCUACAGCGUCGAAACCAGAAAGUCGUGGAAGAAUCCCCCGCUGAAUUUGUCCCAGUCGAAGUCCGAACGGAUAUGCGCCGCGCUGCUGCUGCUUUGGUUGCUUCCUUGCAAUACCGCAAUGUUGGCACCGUUGAAUUUAUCUUUGACAUUGACACCGAAAAGUUUUACUUUCUGGAAAUGAACACGCGCCUGCAGGUCGAGCACCCGGUAACUGAGGCUGUGACAGGUCUUGAUCUUGUUGAGUGUAUGAUGCGCAUUGCCAUGGAUAAUUGUGCGAGUCUUUUCCCAAAAUCGAUAAAUGAGAGUCCUGUCUCCGGUGCGGCGGUUGAAGUUCGUGUCUAUGCUGAAAGCCCUCUUCAAGAAUUUCGACCUUCCCAGGGAAAGCUUUUGAACGUGGAGUUCCCAUCCGAUGUCCGUGUUGACACUUGGGUCAGUUCAGGCCAGGAGUUAUCGUCAUCUUUCGAUCCCAUGGUUGCAAAGAUCAUCGCACAUGGGGAUGACCGUUCUGCAGCUCUUCGAAAGCUCUCAGAAGCUCUAGCAAAUACAAUAAUCACAGGCGUUGAAACAAACCUGGGAUACCUGCAGCAAAUAAUUGAUUGGGAUGCAUUCAAUUCUGGGGCCUUCACGACAGGAUCCCUCAAUACCUUCCCAUACGAGGCUCAGGUCAUUGAGGUUAUCGAUGGUGGUUCCGACACAACUGUACAAGACUUCCCUGGCCGACAAGGCCUAUGGCAUAUCGGCGUUCCACCAUCUGGCCCAAUGGACUCCUACUCAUUUCGUAUUGCCAAUAAAAUAGUUGGUAACGAUGAACAUGCCGCAGGACUUGAGUGUUCAAUUCAAGGCCCUAUACUGCUCUUUCACUCCCCCACCACGGUGGCUGUCGUUGGUGCCAACGCUCCUAUCAUUGUGGACGAGGAGCAAAAAGAGCCUGGAAUGGCUAUCAGUGUUCAAGCUGGACAGAAAAUUUCCAUCGGGACAGCUACCAACGGCUCUCGGGUUUAUCUCGCUAUUCGAGGCGGCAUUCAGGUCCCUGAAGUUUUAGGCAGUCGUUCAACAUUUGCCAUAGGUCAUCUCGGAGGACACAAUGGACGAAGUCUAUGCAUCGGCGAUCUCCUUCCAUUGGCACGUGAUACUAAUGAAGAAGGUCCAUUGCUCAAGGCUCCAAUUAUUUCUCUGCCGUCAGUUGAGAACCGAGAAUGGGUCGUCGGUGCUAUCCCUGGGCCACACAGUAGUCCGACUCAUUUCACACAAGAUGGGCUUCGGGAACUAUUCAAUAACAAAUGGACCGUCCACUACAAUAGCAACCGCCUAGGCGUCCGUCUAACUGGGCCGCGUCCAGAGUGGACACGGCUUACCGGCGGUGACGCUGGUCUGCAUCCCUCUAACAUCCACGAUAGCCCUUAUUCGAUCGGAAACAUGAGCUUCACGGGUGACGAGGCAGUCGUUCUGACAGCGGACGGGCCAAGCCUGGGAGGAUUUGUCGCGCUUGCCACGAUCGCGGAGGCAGAGAUGUGGAAAUUUGGGCAGAUGCGACCUGGCGAUCAACUUUGGCUAAAGCCGAUUUGUCUUGAUGAUGCGCAGACGCUUGCAAGAGAUCUCAAUCAUUCGAUUGCUACUUUCAGCCCGCUACCCAAAGCACAUCCCCAGCAAACAAACUCUGCCGCUCCAAGCAGUGCGACCCUGAAAGAUAUCUGCGAAGCUGGUCGCUUCAUUAGAUGCAGUCAGGCGGGUGAUCGAGCCUUGUUACUUGACUUUGGUACCGAGGAUAAUUUCACGUUGCGGCAAACAUUCCACAUAAUGACCUUCAUUGAGAAGCAUCGGAUUUCUCCAAUUACAGGGGUGCAAGAGCUCACGCCGGGAGUCCGAAGCCUGCAUGUCCGCUUGGAAGUGAAUUUCUCAUUACCUCGAGUCCUUGAUGCACUGGUCGCACACGAGAUUUCUCUUGGAACAGAGCUUCCAUCUCGACUCCCCUCGAGGAUCGUCUCGCCAUAUCUACCCAGCAACAUUGAAUUCUUGCAGAAAUUGAACGGGUAUGACAGCCCUGAUCAGGUGGAAAUAAAUCUCUAUGAAGGCACAUUCCUUGUCUUGGGUCUUGGUGAUGUGUACCAAGGGUCUCCGUGUGCCAUUCCACUGGAUCCUCGUCAUCGGUUGUUUGGAACGAAGUACAACCCGUCCCGUUCAUUUACGCCUCGUGGUGCUGUCGGUAUUGCUGGUCAAUACCUAUGCAUUUAUGCGACCGACUCGCCCGGUGGAUAUCAGCUCGUAGGUCGCACUGUUCCUAUAUGGGAUGAGUUCCACAAGUCACAACUCGGGGAGAAGCCCCCGUGGAUGUUCUCAAUCCUGGAUCAGAUUCGCUUUUAUCCUGUUAGCGAGGAAGAACUUUCUGCAGCGGAAACAAACGAAACCUCCAGUGAUCUCAUCAAGAUUUCUGACACUGAGCUCGACCUGAUUGAAUAUGAGAAGUGGCUGGGGGAAAAGGAGGAGGACAUCACCGCUGUGCGGAAACAUCGAUCAAAGGCAGUCCACGAAGCUGAAUUUUUCGAUGAUCUACUCAAACCAUACGAUCCGAUCACAAUGCGGCCAAUUAGGGGACAGGAGAGUGAUGAAGCCAUGAUUGGAGAGCGGGUGAAGGCACUUUUACCUGGAAGAUGUUUCCGUUGCGCUGUCGAGGAAGGAGACCAAGUUCAAGCAGGGGACGCUCUGUUCUGGAUUGAAUCCAACAAAAUGGAAGUCAAGAUUUGUUCUCCAGUCAGUGGGAAAUGUGUGAGAGUGCUGAUCGAAGAGGGCGACAUUCUUGGGCCCAGUGACGAUGUUAUUAUUAUUCAGUAG